AUGCCACUGACAAUGCUGCGUGACUGGUGCAGGUGGAUGGGCGUGAACGAGCACCGUUCCCUGCUCAUCCUGGGCAUCCCUGACGACUGCGGGGACGAGGAAUUCCAGAAGGCCGUGCGCACUGCCCUGUGGCCCCUGGGCACGUACCGAGUGCUGGGCAAAGCGUUCAGAAAGGAGCUCGGAUCCAGGGUCGCCUUGGUCGAGUUUGCUCAGUAUUUAAACCGAAGUUUGAUCCCCCGACAAAUACCAGGCAAGGGAGGACCCUGGCCUGUGGUCUUUCUGCCCCAGGCCCCCGAUUCAGAGUCACAGGAUAGACCAGAUUUCCCUGCACAGCCCCAGAGGCAUGCAGGAGUUGGCCAGGCAGGUGUGGCAGGAGCUGCAGGUGUGGCAGGAGCUGCAGAGCCAGACCAAGAGGGAGAGUCCUUUGAGAGCUGGGUGGACCAUGCCAACGACAUGCUGUACACGUGGCGCCACGUGUCAGAAAGGGAGAGGAACAGGCGGCUGGUGGAAAGCUUGGGUGGCCCCGCGCUGGAUCUCAUGUGCAGCCUCCUGGCAGAUAAUCCCGACAUGCCUGCGCAGGAUUCUGCCCCCCUGGUACAGGUGUUUGGGGACAAGGACACCUGCAUGACUGCACGGCUCAAGUUCCUGACUUGUGCCCAGCGGCCCCAGGAGACUCUCUUUGCCUAUGUGAUGAGCCUGGAAGGCCUGCUGCAGUCAGCCGUGGAGAGGGGGGCCUUCCAUCCUGUCAUCGCAGACCAGGUUCGCGCCAGGCAGGUGCUGAUGCGGGCCCGCCCGAACGAGAUGCUCCAGAGCAAGCUGAGGAGGAUGCGCCUGGAGAGGAGACCACCUGGCUUCAUGGGGAUGCUGCGGCUCAUUCGGGAGACCGAGGCAUGGGAGGCCGCCUCAGGUAGGGCUGAGCAAUUCCAAGCGGAAGAAGGGGCCUGUGUGGACAUGGGAGGGCUGCCGGCCGCCCAGGCUGCCCUCGCCAGUGAAGAGGUUGCUGAAGCCGCUCCAGCCAAUGAAGAUGCUUUCCAGGCUGCCCUGGCUCUUGAAGUCAUCACCGAGGACACCCCUGCCUGUGCAGGUGAAACCGAGGCCUCCCCAAGCGACGAAGAUGCUUUCUGGGCUGCCCCGGCUCUUGAAGUCAUCACUGAGGGCAACCCUGCCGGUGCAGGUGAAACCGAGGCCUUCCCAGCCAGCGAAGACGCUUUCCAGGCUGCCUUGAUUCUUGAAGUCAUCACCGAGGACACCCCUGCCGGUGCAGAGGAAACCGAGGCCUCCCCAGCCAAUGAAGAUGCUUUCCGGGCUGCCCUGGGUUUUGAAGUCAUCACCGAGGGCACCCCUGCCGAGGAAACCGAGGCCUCCCAAGCCAGCGAAGAUGCUUUCCGGGCUGCCCCGGCUCUUGAAGUCAUCACCGAGGGCACCCCUGCCGGCGCAGGUGAAACCGAGGCCUCCCCAGCCGACGAAGAUACUGCCAAGCCUGCCCCAGUGAACGUGGAGGCCAGUGAGGCAGUUCCUGGCACUGCCGAAGCUGGUAGGGCUGCUCCUGAACCCCAUGAUGCUGCCACGGCUGCCCCUGCCCCUCAGGAGAUCUCCAAGUUCUUCCCUGCCACUCAGGAAGAUGAAAAUGCUCCCUCCUCUGUGGGCCUAGGUCAGGCAAGACCCUCCGAGGCCCCUGGGGGCCCCACCCCUGCCCAGAUGGGCAGUGCUUCCAGGGUGGGCCCAGGAGGUCCUGGCUGUGAGCCAGAGGGUCUCGCCCAGGCAGGAGACCAGGAGGCUGGGGAGCCCCCCGAGGAGGGGCUCAAGCCCAUCCCAGAAGAGUUGGAAAACAAGGGUGGCGCUGGGGAGACGAGCCCCCCCAAGUCCUCCUCAGGCAAAUAG
Molecule: messenger RNA, 1881 nt
Organism: Odobenus rosmarus divergens (Pacific walrus)
Lineage: Eukaryota; Metazoa; Chordata; Mammalia; Carnivora; Odobenidae
Product: paraneoplastic antigen-like protein 6C-like
Source: RefSeq, a predicted model, not a curated record